UUCCCCUCAUCCAUGGAGCGAGUGCCCACUACGGACUACUUCUACAAACAUGGCUAAGGACGCGGAGGUGGAGCGCAUCGCCAAAAAACUGGACAAGAUGGUGCACAAGAAGAACACGGAUGGAGCUCUGGAUUUGCUGCAAGAGCUAAAGAAUAUUAAGAUGUCAUUGGAGACACUGCAGUCGACGCGAGUGGGGAUGUCUGUGAACGCUGUGAGGAAGCUCAGCUCAGAUGAAGAGGUUCAGACUUUGGCCAAAGUUCUUAUAAAAUCCUGGAAGAAACUGAUUGACAGUGCAGAUAAAAAGUCAGAAGAAAAAGAGAUGAAGGCUGAGCCCCUGGUGAGGUCUUCAUCCACCUCUAAGGACGCAGGCCAUGAGAAGAGUCACAACGCCGAGGAGCCCCAGAUGCCCUCCCCCUCCUCUCGCAUGACGUCUUUCCCCCCGGCCCCAGUCACCACUGACAGCGUCCGCAACAAGUGCAGAGAACUGCUGGUGGCCGCUCUACAGACUGACGGAGACUACAAAUCCUGUGGAGCUGAUUGUGUACAUCUUGCUGCACAAAUUGAAGACCAGAUUUACCAGGAGUUUAAGUCCACAGACAUGAAGUACAAGAGCCGCCUCCGGAGCCGGAUUUCCAACCUGAAGGACCAGAAGAACCCGGACCUGCGGCGGAACGUUCUUUGUGGACACAUUGGGCCCCAGCGCAUCGCCAGCAUGACGGCAGAGGAGAUGGCGAGUGCAGAACUGAAGCAGAUGCGUGAAACCCUGACCAAAGAGUCGAUCCGUGAGCACCAGCUGUCCAGAGUGGGUGGGACUGAGACCGACAUGUUUGUGUGCAGCAAGUGUAAGGGCAAGAACUGCACCUACAACCAGGUGCAGACUCGCAGUGCUGAUGAGCCCAUGACCACGUUCGUUGUGUGCAACAACUGCGGCAACAGAUGGAAGUUCUGUUGAAAAUGCCAACUUUUCCUUCGAAGAUGAACUGAAGUGACAUGGAUG
Periophthalmus magnuspinnatus is the source of this 997-nucleotide messenger RNA. RefSeq names its product transcription elongation factor A (SII), 2 (gene tcea2). Bases 50 to 952 code for a protein of 300 amino acids. Lineage: Eukaryota; Metazoa; Chordata; Actinopteri; Gobiiformes; Gobiidae. Gene Ontology annotation, molecular function: zinc ion binding; nucleic acid binding. Gene Ontology annotation, cellular component: nucleus. The record is from RefSeq and is a predicted model, not a curated record. The transcript is spliced from 10 exons. Gene Ontology annotation, biological process: transcription elongation by RNA polymerase II; DNA-templated transcription.